Messenger RNA from Penicillium angulare, 189 nucleotides. RefSeq lists its product as uncharacterized. The record is from RefSeq and is a predicted model, not a curated record. Bases 1 to 189 code for a protein of 62 amino acids. Lineage: Eukaryota; Fungi; Ascomycota; Eurotiomycetes; Eurotiales; Aspergillaceae. The transcript has a single exon.
AUGGGUCCGGCUGAGUUGCUCUCCUUCAAACGUAUUCUUAAUGGCGACGUACGCGGCUUCCGCCAGGAGCCCGGGUUGUCGGAUGCUACCACCAAUACUUUGUCGAAUCCACCGAGCAUGGCGUAUGGUAGCUUGAUCACCUACUACAAGUGCACCUGCUGGCGCUCCGAGUCCUUUGCUGAAGCAUAA